AGAUUCCUUUAUCAUUAACUUUACUUGUGGGAGGAGUAGGGUCCGUCUCAGGGUUACAAAACGUGAAGAUUGAAUUGAAAAACACUGAUUCCUGCGUCUUAGUUGGAAUACUUAAAUAUUGUAACUUUUGGAGGAGUGAUGUAUCGGCGACCAUUGCAGUCCAUCGUAAGGAACAUUUAUAAAUGUGUCAGCAUCGAGAGCCACCCUUGGAAAGGAUGUGUCUGGUGCGGAUGAGGCAGCGAGGCCAUGAGGGGAAGUACAUGUGCCGCUACAUCGUCCACUCAAUGUGGGAGGAUGUGGAGCAAAGGAGCAAGAUCAUGGGAAUUGAUGCCAUUCACCGGAAGGAAAGCAUGAGGGCUAUGACAGAGACUUUCUACGCUGCUAUUUUUGGAUAUGAUGAGGGAAUCUUGUCGGGCGAUGGGGUGCUGGCGGCCGCCCUGUGGAGGAACAUGUUCAAACGUCAGUGCGAGGACCCCAGGCAGCUGGAGCUCAUGUUGGAGUAUGUCCGCAAACAGAUGCAGUUCAUCGAUACUCUGGACGGGGAGGACCUGUUACUGACGGGGGAGGUAAAGUGGCGUCCCCUCCUGGAGGAGAAUGCACAGAGCAUCCUAAAGGUCCCCAGCUCCACCUACAACGAUGCUGGGCUCUGAGAUGCCCAUCCCUACCACCCUGCUACGCCUUGUUAUCUACCUAUAUUCCUCUGUGUCUGAACACACUGUACUAUAGGCAGGAUAACCAAUCAGGGACUCUCACACUUGAUCUACACACACACACCCUCUUUCUCUCUUCACUCCCAACAACAUAUGUAAAAUGUAAAUAACAUGAGUAAGUCUACCUCUGAUAAGCUUCCCAGUAAAGGA
Messenger RNA from Oncorhynchus tshawytscha (Chinook salmon), 860 nucleotides. Its product is annotated as ubiquinol-cytochrome-c reductase complex assembly factor 1. Bases 183 to 650 code for a protein of 155 amino acids. Gene Ontology annotation, biological process: mitochondrial respiratory chain complex III assembly. The transcript is spliced from 5 exons. Lineage: Eukaryota; Metazoa; Chordata; Actinopteri; Salmoniformes; Salmonidae. Gene Ontology annotation, cellular component: mitochondrion. The record is from RefSeq and is a predicted model, not a curated record.